AUGACGCUCAUCUUUUCCUGGAUCUUUAUACUCGGGCUCGUCGUGCCGGACUUGUCGUCAAGCUUGCUGCACUGUCCGCAUCGGUGCCACUGUGACGACGAGAAGCUGGACGUGAACUGCGAGGAAGGACACUUGGAUGUACUGCCGAUAGCGCUGAACCCUUCGAUCCAGCGGCUGGUGAUAAAGAACAACAAAAUCCGCAUCAUCGACUCGUCGAUCCAGUUCUACUCCGAGCUGACGCUGCUCGACCUCAGCUUCAACUAUCUGUUCAACAUCCCGGACCGCACGUUCGCACACCAACGUAAGUUGCAACAGCUGCACUUGAACCACAACAAAAUCAGCACCAUCUCGAACCGCACGUUCAUCGGGCUCGGUGAGCUGCUGGUGCUGAAUCUGCGGGGAAAUCUGAUUGACCAGAUCGACGCGAUGACGUUCACCCCGUUGGCGAAGCUGGAGGAACUGAACAUGGGGCAGAACCGUAUCGCCAGCGUCGGACUGUCGGUCGGGGCGUUCGUCGGUAUCGGUGACCUAAAAAUCCUCCUUCUGGACGACAAUCUGCUGAGUGUGGUGCCACCGGAGGACACACUGAAGCCAAUCGACAAGCUGGCGGAACUGUACCUCGGCACGAACCCACUCGGACACGUUGGGAACGGUGCGCUACAGGUGCUGUCGGAGCUGACGUUGCUUGACCUGCGCAGCGCUCUGCUGCCCAACGUCACCGGUGGCACGUUCGGUGGCAUCGAGAACUUGAAAUCGCUCAAUCUGGCCGACAAUCAGUUCCGGCGGGUGCCAUCCGAAGCGCUCGGUGUACUGCGACGCCUGGAGGAGCUGGCCAUUGGCCAGAACCACUUCGAGUCGCUGCCGGCACACUCGUUCCGAGGGCUCUCCAAUCUGAAGCGCUUCGAGCUGAAGGGCUCGCUGUAUCUGCGGCGCAUCGAGCAGGCCGCCUUCCAGACCAACACCAAUCUGGAGACGGUGGUUAUCGAGUCGAACAAGGCGCUCACGGAGCUGCAGGAGGACACGUUCGCUGGGUUGCUCUACCUGAAGCACCUCAGCCUGCGCAACAACGGGCUCGAGCGGCUCGACGAGACCAUGUUCUCGUGGAACAGUCUCCGCACGGUCGACAUCUCCGACAAUCCGAUCAACUGCGAUUGCUACUACUCGAAGCUGUUGCGCCGUCUGCAGGCGGCGGCCCGCAUCAGCUACAACGCGACCGGCUGCCCGCAGCAUCUGCCCGACCAGUGGGAGUGUGAGUAUCUGCUGGAGAAGAACAAGAACCUGAUCUCGGUCGUGGUGCCUCUGGUGGCCAUCGUGACGGCGAUCGCGCUAGCCUUCUACCGUUUCCGCGGACUGCUGCGGGAAUACGUGAAGAAUGGGUGCAAGAGUAAGGCGGCCGCUAGUGUGACUCCCGCCGGCGGUACGCUUCCGGUGUUGGCCCCGAUUGGCCGCACCGAGCUGGCGACGGUCGUCGACUACGAAAAGACGCUCUCCGGCGCCACGGUUCCCGCCGACGAUGACUACGUGAUUCGGGCGACCAACCUGUACCACGCAGGGGCCGGCCAACCGAUGCUGAGCGGAGGCUUCCCGCUGUACCUGCAGCAGAAUCCGGCCACCUACUACAGCAAACCGCUCCCGAUUACGGAGUUAUAG
Messenger RNA from Anopheles cruzii, 1650 nucleotides. Its product is annotated as toll-like receptor Tollo. Gene Ontology annotation, cellular component: extracellular matrix. Gene Ontology annotation, molecular function: protein binding. NCBI's taxonomy places the organism in Eukaryota, Metazoa, Arthropoda, Insecta, Diptera, Culicidae. The transcript has a single exon. The record is from RefSeq and is a predicted model, not a curated record. The coding region runs from base 1 to 1650 and encodes 549 amino acids.